Messenger RNA from Asparagus officinalis (garden asparagus), 2950 nucleotides. Its product is annotated as pre-mRNA-splicing factor CWC22 homolog. The record is from RefSeq and is a predicted model, not a curated record. The coding region runs from base 251 to 2302 and encodes 683 amino acids. Gene Ontology annotation, molecular function: RNA binding; protein binding. Gene Ontology annotation, cellular component: catalytic step 2 spliceosome. Gene Ontology annotation, biological process: mRNA splicing, via spliceosome. Lineage: Eukaryota; Viridiplantae; Streptophyta; Magnoliopsida; Asparagales; Asparagaceae. The transcript is spliced from 8 exons.
GAUAAGCCGAGAUGAUAGUGUUAGGAAGAAGAGUGAGGAGAGUCAAAGAGGGAAGUAUGAGAAGGAUAAGGAAGUUAGAAGAGAAGGUGAUCGACGAAAUCCUGAUGAGCGAAUUGAAGAGCAAAAGAGAAGGCGAGAGAGGUCUCAGAAUGUUGACGAUGACAAAACUGGACGUGCUCGACGAAAUGCUGAUGAGAUAGUUGAUGCCAAGAAAGAUCAGGACUUUGAUAAAAGAGAAGAGGACGAUAGUAUGGAAGAAGGUGAGCUUGUGGAUAAGAGAGACAAUCGCUUAAAAAAGGGGGAAAGAGAGCAGAAAGAUGAAAGCCCUCGAAGGCUAGAGAGGUAUCGAGAUGAGAGAAGGCAUAGGGAUGAAGAAGAUGAGAGGAGAGAUGGGCGAGCUAGGAAAAGAGAAAGAGAGAGCAGUCCUCGAAGGAGAGACAGGAACAGAGAUGAUGACCACCAUCAUCGGCAAAAAGAGAAGAGCAGAGAGGAAGCCAAAGAAGAGAGUAAGGAGGAAAAGCCUGUUGCAGUUCAGCAGAUGCCAGAUGCAGGUGAAAUCAAGACGGGUGGAAUCUACAUCCCACCACAUAGACUGGCUCAGAUGAUGAAGGAUGUAGAAGAUAAGAGCAGUGAACAAUACCAGAGAUUGAGUUGGGAUGCUCUAAGGAAGAGUAUUAAUGGGCUGGUGAACAAAGUGAAUGCUACUAAUAUUAAGAAUAUAAUUCCAGAGCUCUUCUCAGAGAACCUCAUUCGAGGGAGGGGUUUGUUCUGUCGCUCAUGUAUGAAGUCGCAGAUGGCAUCUCCUGGGUUUACUGAUGUAUUUGCAGCUUUGGUUGCGGUGGUUAAUACCAAGUUUCCUGAUGUGGGUAAGCUUCUAUUGAAGAGGAUUGUGAUACAGCUUAGGAGGGCUUAUAAAAGGAAUGACAAGCCUCAGCUACUUGCUACAACUAAGUUUAUAGCUCAUCUUGUGAAUCAGCAAGUAGCUCAUGAGAUCAUUGCUUUGGAACUGCUGACUUUGCUAUUGGAGAAACCCACCGAUGAUAGUGUUGAGGUAGCUGUUGGGUUUGUGAAAGAAUGUGGCGCAUUGCUUCAAGACUUUUCACCUCAAGGAGUCCAUGGUAUCUUUGAGCGCUUUCGUAGUAUCCUUCAUGAAGGGGAAAUUGAUAAGCGUGUUCAGUUCUUGAUUGAAGGUCUGUUUGCAACAAGAAAAGCCAAAUUUCAGGGAUUCCCUGCUAUCCGGCCAGAACUGGACCUAGUGGAGCAAGAGGAUCAGUUUACACAUGAAGUAUCUCUUGAAGAUGAGAUAGAUUGGGAGACAAAUCUAGAUGUUUUUAAGCCCAAUCCACAAUUUUUGGAGGAUGAGAAAGCUUAUGAAGAUCUGAAGAGAAAUAUCCUUGGAGACGAGUCCUCUGAUGAUGAACAAGGCUCUGAUGCAUCCUCGGAAGACGAGGAUGAAGAAGAAUCUGAAGAAGAUGAUGAAGAAAGCAUGAGAAUAAAAGAUGAAACAGAAACUAAUCUUGUCAAUUUACGAAGAACAAUCUAUCUCACAAUAAUGUCAAGUGUGGAUUUUGAAGAGGCUGGUCAUAAGCUAUUAAAAAUCAAACUUGAGCCUGGACAAGAGAUGGAACUAUGCAUCAUGCUGCUUGAGUGUUGCAGCCAAGAGAGAACUUACCUUCGGUAUUAUGGUCUUCUGGGCCAACGUUUCUGCAUGAUCAACAAAGUAUACCAAGAGAACUUUGAGAAGUGUUUUGUACAGCAAUACUCUAUGAUUCAUCGCCUGGAAACAAACAAGCUGAGGAACGUGGCGAAGUUCUUUGCUCAUUUACUAGGCACAUAUGCGCUACCCUGGCAUGUUCUUGCCUACAUACACUUGACUGAGGAAAACACAACUUCUUCUUCUAGAAUUUUCAUAAAGAUCCUUUUUCAGGAACUUUCGGAACAUCUUGGUAUACGAUUGCUUAAUGAGCGUCUAAAUGAUCCUACAAUGCAAGACUCACUUGAAUCCAUUUUUCCAAAGGACAACCCCAAGAAUACCAGAUUUGCCAUCAACUUUUUCACGUCCAUUGGGCUGGGUGGCAUUACAGAGAGCUUGCGUGAAUAUUUAAAGAACAUGCCCCGCCUCAUAAUGCAGCAACAAAAGCCAAUCUCAGAAUCUGAUGAUGAUUCAGGAAGUUCUACUGCUUCUAGUUCAGGUGAAUCCAGCUCCGACUCAGAUUCUUCUUCAGGAUCUGAGUCUGACUCGAGCUCUUCUGAUGAAAGCAAUAGAAGAGCGAGACAUAGUAAGAGAAGGAAGAGGAAUUGAUCAAUGCUUCGGAACUGGACUGUCUUGGUUCUUGUGAAUUUUAUAUUUCACUGCUAUCAGGGUGCACAUUCUUUUAUGUCUUAAGAUAUUUCUCAGCAUAUUUGUGAAGCUUGCAGUGCAGAAAUUCAGACAGUAUGGCUUAAGUUUUUAUCUUUUCUGAAGUAUGGCGAGUUUUCGAUAUCUUUUUGAGUUAAAGAUUUGGUGUUGUAAGGGAGGGUAUGCAUCAGCAAAGAGCUGCUGUGCUCCCUCCCGAAGCGUUUGCUGCUUUCCUUCAUCCAUCUCUUGCAUCUACAUAGAGGCGAACACGAUAUCAGAGAGAAGAAGUUGAUGAUCCGUGAUGUAAAGUAUAAUAGAAUUAUCUAGCGGAGAGACCAAGUGGGGUUCUGUUUCCUGUUGAUUUCUUUGUCCACCUAUGUAUAAGAAUUAUUAUGAAUUCCAGGGAGGUGGUUUAAGCUUGCGUGAAUUAUACAUGAUGGGAUUCGUUGCAGCCUCUUCCUUGGACCUCGAGCAGCAUUCUUCACUUUGUACAAUGAUGAAAGAUGAUAACUAUGUUUUUUAUGCUUGGUAUGUGAAACAUACAGGUUAUUAUUGUUCCGGAUUCAAGCGUGUGUCUAUACCUUUUCUGCUGUUUCAGCUUUAAUUUGAGAA